AAAAUUGCUCAUCUAGUGUUACGUGUAACACCUUUUAUCAAAAGGAUUGGAGAAUUGAAGUUACGGCACGAAUGCUGGCUUGAGUUAGCAAUUCUAGUUUUCAAAGAGAAAAAGGAUCCUACGAAAACUCCUGAAAUGCUCCAAUUGACUUCAGACAUUGUCCUUGAAGCUGCAUCUAAUGGAAUAUCUGAAAUUGUCAAGUUAUGUCUUAAGCAAUAUCCGGAAUUGAUGUGGGAUAUAGGAUUCACAAAUAAACUGAUUGAAGAAGUAGUGAGGGGACGGCAUGUUGAGUUGUUUAGACUACUGAAUGCACACGACACAAUUCCAAACUUGAGGUACGACAUUCACAGGAACCGCGACCUGAUGGAGGCAGUAGUAGGAUGGUCAACAGGAUAUGCACCGGCAGAUUUUUCUGGGUCAGCUUUUCUUAUGCAAAGGGAACUUCAAUGGUUUGAGGUACUGGAAAAUAGGAGCUCUCCUAAAAUUGAAAGUCUAAAAUUCAAGGUGAAGGAAGAUGAGAACGAUCCUUCUUCUGAAAGUCUGAAAUUUGAGAAAACAAACGAAAGGAGAGGGAAAACAUAUUGGGAAGUCUUUGUAGAACAGCGCAAAGGUUUGCUCCAAGAGGCAGGACAAUGGAUGAAGGAUACAUCAUCAUCUUGUAGCUUUGUAGCGAUUCUCAUCACUGCAGUAGCUUUUGCUGCAGCUUUUACUGUUCCUGGAGGCAACGACGACAAUACAGGGCUCCCGAUCUUUUUGAAGAAGACCUCAUUCAUGGUAUUCGUGAUUGCGGACGCUCUAGCUCUCUUCUCCUCUAUCACUGCCACCUUGAUGUUCUUGGCUAUCCUAACUACGCGCUAUGCCCCAAAAGAUUUCCUCCGCUCACUACCAAGAAAAAUGAUAUUAGGCCUCACCUUUCUCUUUCUCUCUUUGGCCUUCAUGCUCGUGGCUUUUGGCUCUGCUCUUAUGAUCAUCCUAAGUGAACGAUGGAAGUGGAUUUACAUCCCCAUUACUUUGUUGGCUGCCGGCCCUAUCGUAUUGUUCGCAAUCCUACAGCUUCCCUUGUAUGUUGAAAUGGUUGAAUCCAGCUAUUGCCCUCGCCUCUAUCGUCCCGUGAAGAUUUGGAAAUGAUUUCUGCUAUUAUUAUGGAACAAGGACAUCCAUGAUGUGAUCUUUGUUUGCACUUGUUAUUGUGUGUGAAAUGCAUAUAUUAU
Molecule: messenger RNA, 1211 nt
Organism: Eucalyptus grandis
Lineage: Eukaryota; Viridiplantae; Streptophyta; Magnoliopsida; Myrtales; Myrtaceae
Product: ankyrin repeat-containing protein ITN1
Exons: 3
Coding region: 136-1128 (330 amino acids)
Source: RefSeq, a predicted model, not a curated record